Leishmania braziliensis MHOM/BR/75/M2904 is the source of this 657-nucleotide messenger RNA. Its product is annotated as putative co-chaperone GrpE. Gene Ontology annotation, biological process: protein import into mitochondrial matrix; protein folding. Gene Ontology annotation, molecular function: protein-folding chaperone binding; adenyl-nucleotide exchange factor activity; protein homodimerization activity. The record is from RefSeq and is a predicted model, not a curated record. Lineage: Eukaryota; Euglenozoa; Kinetoplastea; Trypanosomatida; Trypanosomatidae. Gene Ontology annotation, cellular component: PAM complex, Tim23 associated import motor. The transcript has a single exon. Bases 1 to 657 code for a protein of 218 amino acids.
AUGAGGGCUCUGUCGCUACGAACAGGACUUGCCGCUCGCGCUUCCGGAGUGUUCACCAGUCUGCGGUGGUGUUCUACUGCGGCCGAGUCUGAGAAGCCAGCUGAGGUGGAGAAAGAAGUACCAAGCGUUGCCACCGAAGAGGUCGUAUCCGCUGCUGCUGUCAAGGAUCUGGAGAAGGAGCUUGAUGCUUCGAAGGCUAAGAUUGAGGAACUCAAGAAAGAGAUCCUUUACCGUGCAGCGGAUGCUGAAAACGCGCGCCGCAUCGGUCGCGAAGACGCUGAGAAGGCAAAGCUUUACGGUAUAAGCUCAUUUGGUAAGGAUAUGCUGGAAGUUGCAGACACGCUUGAGAAGGGUGUCGAGGCAUUUGCUGCCUUUUCAGAGGCUGAGCUGAAUGAAAAUAAGAUGUUGCGCUCCAUUUUCACCGGUGUUAAGCUCUCGCACAAGGUUCUCCUCAAGAAUCUUGGCAAACACGGUAUUGAGAAAAUGGGCGUCACGGUGGGUACCAAAUUUGACCCCAACUUACAUGAUGCGCUUGUGAGCACCUCGGCCACGGAAAAGGCACCUGUCGACACAAUCUCAAAUGUUUUGAAAGAUGGUUACACUCUCAAGAGUCGUGUUCUUCGUGCAGCGCAGGUCAGCGUUUCCCAACACCCGUAA